This is a messenger RNA of Mercenaria mercenaria, 3555 nucleotides long. RefSeq names its product toll-like receptor 7. Gene Ontology annotation, cellular component: plasma membrane. The transcript has 2 exons. Lineage: Eukaryota; Metazoa; Mollusca; Bivalvia; Venerida; Veneridae. Gene Ontology annotation, molecular function: protein binding. The record is from RefSeq and is a predicted model, not a curated record. The coding region runs from base 773 to 2305 and encodes 510 amino acids.
AGCUUAAAGAUCGAACUUGUAACCAUAACAUUGGUAAUUGAUAAGUUUCGACAUCAGCGUACAUGUAAGUUACACAUAUAUCCAUUUGUAUAUUAUAAACCUUUCCAAAUAAGGUAAAUGACGAAUAUUUAGAAGAUGAUUGUGAAAUGUGUUUAUUAACCGUUUCAUCAGGAAGUUUAUAUAAACAUGAACCAUCGACAAUUAUAUACAAGACGUUACUAUAUCAAGUGAUAUUUGAACUUUCGGCAAAUUGACUAAAUUUAAACAUUUGAUCCAAUUUUCAUUAUAUAACGCUUCAUCGUAUUCAUUAAAAAGUGUAUGUUUUUAUAGUUUAUUAUAUAUACAAAAACUAUGAUCAAAUAAACAAAUGAAAACAAAACAAACAAAAAAAAAAAACCACAAUAAUUUUAAGGUCACAGUCUUCAUCCCAAAGUGAAGAACGAACACUUUUGCUAUACACGGUCUGCAGGUGAAGCAUAACAUUAAGAGAUAAUGUCCUGCGUGACUCUUUUAAGGUUUUGAUUUGCAGAUAAUUACGAGAAUACUGUAAAUUACUUCAGAGUGUUAUGUACAUAAUUGAAUUACAAGUACCGGUGACACUAUCAUUAACCUCUUUUUAUCACAGCAUCGGUUAUAUUCAAGAUUGAAAAUAUUUUUAUUCGACACACAAGGAUGAUCAAAUUACCAUGUGUCAUCUUGCAUUAAAAAAUAGUUAGCUUUUAACAGUUAAAUUUCAAAUGAACUGGAAAGCGGAUUACAUUACAGAGAAGUCAUGCGUCACAUACUACACAACUUCCUUUUCCUCGCUGUUCUAAAGUUUAUAACAGGCAAAAAUGGAGAAUUUGUGACCAGCUUGAUGGACGACUGUUCUUUGGAAGAAACUUCUGUUAUAUGUGAACACAGCCUGCCACAAGUUCUGCCCGAUAACGUAUCAAGUGUUAUAGUCAAAGACUUCUUACAUGUGAGAAUAAAGAAUGAAACGUUUACACAUAAGAGCUGGAUGACGAUAUAUUUCCUGGAUAUAACAGUGAAUCUUCAUGUGAAGUUUUAUCUUUAUGAUUAUAAUUUUUCCUCACUCAAAAAUUUGAAAACACUCGGAAUACAUUCCCCUGAAUUAACAAAUAGCGACCAAAAUCAUAUUCUUUAUGGACUUAUGAAGCUGAUGUCGCUGAAUUUGUCAUCGUGUUAUUAUCUAAAUGCGGCAGCUAUAUUAAACAUGUUAGAGACACACGAAGAAAGCGUAGACACAUUGAUUCUUGACCAGCUGGCGGCUUCUAAAGACCGCUAUCUAGUUUUAGACGGCGCAUUUUUUAAAUUGGUUAGUAAAUUGAAAAUAAGGAAGUUAAGUUUAAGUGGAUGUAACUUAUUAUUUAGCGGUUCAUUUCAAAUAACUAAUUUAUCAUUUUAUUUAAAUGAUUUUGAUAUUUCAAACACGACACUGAUAGAUAUCAGUAAUACGUCUUUAAGCACAAUACUAUUGAAAACUGUAUUAUCUCACCUAAAGAGUCUUGAUUUAUCCCUUAUUAAAUCUAGAUUCUUUGAUAUAGAUUAUGGUGCACUUGACAAGAAAAGACUUAUUCCGAUAUGUGACGGGAGUAUCGAUAAUUACAUUGGUAGUCUGUUUCUCAAAGUUGAACAUUUGAAAUUAAAUGGAAUAUUGUCUAGAAGUGUAAGGAUAAACAAUUCUUUUUUUAACCUGUCAACAUGUAUAAGUAAUCUCAAGUCAUUACAGUUACGAUCAAACAAGUUACACUUUUUAAAUUCAACAAUAGUUUGGCCAGACACAGUGCAACUAUAUGAACUUGACUUAUCUUCAAAUGAUCUGGAAUAUUUAUCCCCUUUUGCGUUUGGAACUAUCUUGUCAUUAGAAGUAUUUCUCCUUGCUCACAAUAAAUUAUAUCGCAUGUCCUCUUAUAUGGAAUUCCAAAAUCUGCUCUUUCCUUUUAAACAUUUAUGGCACCUUGAUAUGUCACAUAACCAAUUAAACAAACUCCCCUUUGACUUUUUUUCUCAUAAUAUUAAUUUAACUAUACUAGAUCUGUCCCACAAUGAGUUAUCUUCAAUCAAUUUUAAAAUACGACAUCUAAUUAACUUACGUUUUCUAAAUAUGGAACAUAAUAAGAUCCUCUUCAUUGAAGGUUCCGAUGUAAGUAAUCUUGCGUUGUUAAUAGAAACUAUGCCAAAACCUGUCGAAAUCAGUUUUGCUCAUAAUCCUUUGCUUUGCAUCUGCAAGUCAAAAGAAUUUAUUACAUGGUUAUCUUCGUAUAUUCAAGUAAACAAAAAAUAUAAUUAUGUAUGUACAUAAGAGGGAAAUAAAAUUCCACUUGAUGAUACGGCACUUGAAAAUGUAAAGUUUCUGUGCAUACGUUCAACAAUAGUCGCAGUUUCAGUAUCGAUAGGCCUAACAGUGUUUUGUAGUGUCUCUCUUGGUACUGCAAUUGUUGUGUACAGGAAGAAACAACAAAGAAAAGCAAGAAAACGGUUCAGUUUUCUAGAAGAUUUUAGAAAUGGAUUACUGGAACAGAAGUUUUUAUGCUUCUUAUCGUUUUCCAGUGAAGAUGAAGGACAUGAAAUCAGUGAACUUUAUGAACAAUUAACAGAAUCAUUAAAAACAUUGACAGGAAUAGAGCAAGAACUGGUGUGUGUUGGCAACAGACAGUUUAAUCUAGGCUUUCCAAUCGUUGAUGAAAUAUUACGCAGUAUAACGGAAAGUUGUGUUACAAUUUUUGUGGCUACAAACAACUUCUGUGAAAGCCAUUGGUGUCAAAUGGAACUUCGAGAGGCCUACGAGCUCAAUAAACCCAUAAUACUUAUUUGCAAAGAGGAAAUUGACUUAACAACUACGCCACCUUUAAUGUUGAAAAUAUUUAAGCAAUUUACACGAGCUAAGCUCGUUUCAAAGGAAGAUGGCGGAAUUGAAAUUUUACCAGACUUUGAACAACUCUCCAGAUCAGUUGUAAAACAUGCGUCGUGGCAUUACGAAAGAAGAACUAACUAGAAAUAUAUUCAGUUCGUGUAGUUAUAGACCGUAUAUUCUGUUACGAACUUGUUUAAUUUUAUUUUUUAAUUUUUUUAAUUCAUGAAUUAUUUUUAAUUGAAUAGCAUUUUGUGAUGUAUAUUUUAGAAAUAUUAAUAAAAAAUAAUACUUUCAAACAUAAAGCAAUGCUGCAAGCAUUUUUAUAGGCUGUUAUUCAGACUUUGACCAAAAUUGAUUUGUUCGAAACUUUAUCAAUAGAGCAUUUACACUUAUUAGUGUUCAUGGAGUGAUUACGACGUGUUAGAUUUUCAAGGAAGUAAUCUUAUAAUUUUCUUUUCCUAUCCUAGUUGCCCGACCAAGAUUUAUUUUACCACAAGUAUAAAUUAGUAAACAUAUUUUGCCUACGGAAAGAUAUGAAUGUACGAAUUAUUGUCUUAUAAUUGUUAAAGGUUUGCAUUGAAAUAAUUGCAUAUUUAGCCACAAUUCUUUAGAUAUGUAAGUUUGUCAUGUUAUUGUUACCUGUGUUUUUCUCUACUGUGCGCACAUCCAAUAUUGAUUAGAAAUAAACGAAUUUGAAA